Messenger RNA from Alligator sinensis (Chinese alligator), 3258 nucleotides. It is a transcript of the gene DAP3, whose product is annotated as death associated protein 3. Gene Ontology annotation, biological process: apoptotic process. The record is from RefSeq and is a predicted model, not a curated record. Bases 186 to 2942 code for a protein of 918 amino acids. The transcript is spliced from 25 exons. Gene Ontology annotation, molecular function: structural constituent of ribosome. Gene Ontology annotation, cellular component: mitochondrial small ribosomal subunit; mitochondrial ribosome. Lineage: Eukaryota; Metazoa; Chordata; Crocodylia; Alligatoridae.
CACCAGUAGAGAGCCGCAACGUGACCUCUGCCCCCUCUAACAUGGCGUCGCUGUGAGCGUGCGGCCUUGCUGCAGCCGCCGAGACCCUGCCACGGGCUCGUGGGCACCUGCUUUGGCCGCAGCGAGUCCGACUGCUCUCGGAGCCGUCGCGGCCCCACGGCUGUGCGUGCGCGGCAGGGGGCGCGAUGCUGAGAGGCCUGAGCAGCGCGGUGCGCCGCGGGCCGAAGUUGUAUGCUGGACGUUUUCUCCACAUCACUGCCAGGAUUUGCUUAAAUGCUACUGUUAAUCAGGAUGUCCAAAUCCCUGAAGAGAAACCCCUGGCAAUUUUCCGUACUAGUGAAAGCGACCCGGCCAACCAUACAGAGCAACAUGACUGUCAGCACUAUAGCAUCCCACUAGAGGAGGUGAAGGUGGUGUUUCCCCAUGGACUGUCCCCCCGGUUCAAAGAGCAGAUUGGGACCUUCAGAGAAGCCUGUCUGAUGGUGCGGAAACCAGCUCUAGAGCUUCUCGGUUACCUAAAAAGCACUAACUUUGCCCAGCCAGCCAUCAGAUAUGUCCUCUAUGGAGAGGGGGGAACUGGAAAAACAAUGACGCUGUGCCAUGCUGUUCAUUACUGUGCAAAGCAGGGCUGGCUGGUGCUUCACAUUCCAGAUGCUCAUCUCUUGGUAAAGAACUGUAGGGAGCUUCUGCAGUCUUCCUAUAAAAAAGAACGGUUUGACCAACCUUUGCAAGCAUCUUCCUGGCUCAAGAAUUUCAAAACUUCAAAUGAACACUUACUGAGAGAGAUAAAAACACAACAAAAAUACAUGUGGAACAAGUGGGAUAGCACUGAAGAAGGCACACCACUGAGUGAAAUGUUAGAACAGGGUAUAACUCGAGUGAAGUCUGCCACUGAUGUUAUGGGGGUUGUGCUUAAAGAGUUAAAGAGGCAGAGUUCCCUUGGUUCAUUUAAACUUCUGGUGGCAGUGGAUGGAGUCAAUGCCCUCUGGGGAAGGACAGCACUGAGGAAGAGAGACAAAACCUUUGUUUCUCCAGAGGAAUUGGCCCUGGUCCACAACCUGAGGAAGAUGGUGAUGAAUGACUGGAGUGGAGGUGCCAUUGUGACUGCUGUUUGCCAGACAGGCUCCGUCUUCAAACCACACACUGCUUAUUUACCCCAUGAGCUGCUGGGAAAUGAGGGCUUCAGUACCUUGGAACCGUUCCUUCCCAUCCAGGUUGCCAAGUACAAUGAAAAGGAAUUUGAGAGCUGUUACCAGUAUUAUCUGGACAGCAAGUGGCUUCAACAUGAAAAAGCGCGGACGCCGGACGGGAGAGCGGAGCUGCUGUUCUUGAGCGACGCCAACCCCGCGCGGCUGGAGCGGCUGGGGGGGGGCCCGGGGGGGGGGGGGGGGGGGGCCGGGCGCGCCCCCGAGCCCCGCGCGCCGCGCCUCGUGCUGCUGGACCUGCGAGGCAGCCUGGACAGCUUGCGGCGCGACAGCAGCUCAUCGCGGGACGCCGGGAGCGACGACGCCGUGGCCUGGCACGGCAGCACGACGCGGCACCAGGGGCCUCCUGCUCAGGACGUGGCCCCGCGGGGUCUCGGCGGACAGGAAAACACAUCUUCUGAUGGAGACACUGGUCUUGGAGCGCUUCCUCUGGAUAAAGAUGCUUCCCAGAACGCUUGCCAUCUGGAGGGCAGAGGACAAGUUUGGUCCGAUUACCUUAGAGUGCACUUACAUCCUAGGAGCAUCUUUGAGAUACAGCGGUACAAUCACGAUGGGGAUUCCAAUCGCCUGGAAGCCUUUGGGCAGGGUGAAAGUCUCCUGAGUGAGCCCACGUACCUAGAAGAGUUGGAAGAUAAACUGCACUUCUUUAUAGAGGAGUGUGAUUAUCUGCAGGGUUUUCAGAUUCUCUGCGACAUGCAUGAUGGAUUCUCGGGGGUUGGAGCCAAAGUGACUGAACUGCUCUGCGAUGAAUAUUCAGGGAGAGGAAUCCUGUCCUGGGGGUUAACACCAAUAAUUUCUAAUACUGGAGAUCCCUGCAAGGAUUUUUACAGGCUUAUGAACACAGUGUUGGGAACUGUCCACGUCUCCAGUCACAGCUCGCUCUUUUGCCCCCUGUCACUCAAUGGAAGCCUGGGCCUCAGGCCACAAGCGCCCAUUACGUUACCAUACAUACAUUAUGAUGCCUCUCUAAGCUAUCACAGCAGUGCAAUCUUGGCAGCAGCACUGGAGACCAUGACUGUUCCCUACAGACUCCAUACUUCUCAGCUCUCCAUGAUGCAGCUCGCAGAAGCACUGAACUUCUCUGGGAGAAAGGUGGUGGCUGCAGGGGCUGCGGUACCCUUUUCUCUAUCACAUGGUCAUUCUCUGCCAGAUGCUUUGUGCAGCUAUCAGCAUGCAGUGCCAUGGAAACCUUUGUCUUCAUGUGGGGAGCAAAAGGACAGUUUCUGUUUUGCUCAAUCUGUUGUGCUGAGAGGAAUUGGCAAAGAGAAUCACAUCAGUAAUUUUCCUCCUGGGACACAACCUAGUUCUGCCCUCCACGUUUAUGAAACUGGAGAGGAGGUUCUGGGAAACUACUUAAAUAUGCUGUCCCCUGGAACAUUAAGCAUUUCACAUUUGCUCCAGAGCCCAUGUAAAGUGCAGUCCCCAUAUCCCCAGUUUUUUUCCCCUCUUCUGAACAAACAAGGUUUUCUCCUGGACAAGCCUCGCUCCCAUUCAGCAGUUGUUGAAAGUAUUCCUGUACUAACAGCACUGCAGUCCUCACCUGUUCUGCAUACAGCACUCUACAAUUUAUACAAGGAACUACAGAAAGUAGAUGUGCGGCGCUGGGCUAGCUUUUUUGCUGCAGGAGUUGAACUUGAUGACUUUCAGGAAGCCCUGCAUGAAUUAAGAACUCUAUCCCAAUGCUAUAAAAGAAAUUCGGAGCCAGAUGAGUCAGAGGAUGAAGCUGACUCAGACUAACACCAAGCUGGGGAAGACAGUAGUGUCAAAUUAAUAUAACCACUAACGAACAGCUUUCUGAAAAGAACUAGUCUGUGAGGCCAAAGUUCUAUUACAGUAAUAAAGGGGGGCUUACAAUCUGUUCAACAACCUUUAAUUCCGGUGUAAAGGAGAGAACCUUCAUACAAGUACCAGUCUUUUUCUGCUUGAAGUUGAUAUGGGGUUCUUCAAGCUUGUACUUGCACAGAUACUGCCACUUUAUCGUCACAGAAUAGGAGGUUAAGUUAUGCUUUAAAGUAUGUUGAAACUCACAAUAAAUAUGGGGUUUUUUUGUUUA